AAAAUUCAAACAUACCCAGCUGUGUGUUUACAUGUUUAGUACUGUCAGUUAAUUGACGUGUGGAACUGUCAGUUGCAUAGCGAUACCCGCUCACCGUGAUUAUUUCUCAUCGCUUAUAAAGAAGUAUUAGCCGCUUUGGACGGAUGGUGCUUAAAAACUAAUGAAAUUCUUUACUUCAAGUUAUUGUUUUCGAGUGGUACCCAUCACAAAUGCUUUCUGUGUGCCGGUUGUGUGCCCGCUGGGCUAAAUGUGUUGCAAAGAUAGAUGAUCUUCAGCUGAACAAUUUACAGCACGCGAAAGACGCGGUCAAGCAAAUGUUCUAUCUGGAUCUGUCAUGUCCACCUUCGUAUCCGAAUCAAGUGUGCCUAGAAUGCGUGCAAUACCUCGAGUACAGCUACGUUUUUCACCAGCAGUUACUGAACGCGGAGAAGGUUUUCCAAACGCUGCAGGAACGGGACGAAUUAACCCAGCGGUUGUUAGAAACGAAAAAUGCUGGAGAUGCAUUACAGUUUGCAGAGAUGGUAGAAGAGGAAUCGGGUACUGAACUGCCACAACAGGAGGCCAAUGAAUUUUUCGAAUCGGUCGAUAAUGGUAAAGAUCACGAAGAGAGGAAUGCAACAACGGACGAAGACGAGAGUGCACCGCCCAAACUAUCGGAACGCGUGAUCGAAAUAAAGAUUGAAGCGAUCGAGGAGCUGGAAAUUGUUAGCUGUCCACUAGAAACUGCUGACACCAAUAGUGAACAAUCGCUAUUCGCCAAGGAAAUAAGUAGUAUUACUGAUGAAGAUGAAGAUGAAAAUCACUCUCCAGAUGUUGAAGUACACUAUGCACAUACAAAUAGAACAACAAAGGGAAUGAAUGAGACGCGUCGCGCACCGAUGGCAGUAACGGUACCACCGGAACAAAAACCGAAUCGUACACUCGUUCGAAACAAGUGUUAUGUCUGCUAUAGAAUUUAUGGAACGGAGGCGGAACUUAUGUCCCAUCUGAUAAAGCACAACGAUUUGUUGCCAUAUCGUUGCCGACAGUGCAGUACGCCCGACUGUGUCUUCGAGUUUCGUACGAACCAAGCACUGAACAAGCACCUGGAAACGCAUUGGUAUCCGUUCGAGUGUGGCGAGUGUCGUUUGCGCUUCAAAAAAAAGGACAACAUCAAUGACCAUUUGCGCAAUGUGCAUAUGUUUGAAAGCUGGUACACUUGCAAAUGGUGUGGUUUGAAAUUUCAAGAAUUGCGUAAAUUUCGUCUUCACGUGGCUGCUCAUCGCAAUAUGAAAUCGGGCCGGCCCCAAAAAACACACAAUGUGCACGUGCACCAAAAACGGUUGCACCCGUAUGCAAGACAAUUGAACAUGUGUUCUUAUUGUAAUCGUUUUAAACACCGUUCAAACUGCGAACAGCACGAGCAGUAUAAUUGGCAAACAGAAACCCUGUUUAAAUGUACCGAGAUAUCGUGUAGUAAGACGUUUAACAGCUUUCGCGAAUGGCGACGACACAUGAAGAAACACUUUCCGAACGAAUCGGUAUAUUUGAAGCGGGUGAAUACGUUGCCGGAAUCGCUUCGAGAUCCAAACACCUAUCCACAGGCAUGUGCGGCACAAAACUGUAGCUACGUGGUACCAGCACCACGGUCAAUGUUUGCCCACUAUGGCAUGCACAAUCCGGCGUACCAUUGCCGGAAAUGCAAGGCGCGCAUGGAUCUACCAACGUUGCGUGUUCACGCAUGCCACAUGCAUUGAACACAUGUUAAAGUGUCACGACGUACCGACGGCAGUACGAUAAAUGGUUUAUGUAUCGACAUAAGUAGCGCGAACAAAUGUACUGCUUCCAGUAUUCGAGGGUGUGCAUUCAAUCAUUAGUAUUUAUGGCGAUCGUUCGCUUAAACUAUCUCUGGUAAUGUACCUAGCUCAACAAGAAUCUUUGCCUGCCGACAUGUGAUUCACCUACUAGAUUAAGACUGGUCGCAUUUGCUUAUAAAGAUUCAACCAUUCGAACUGCUACUUGAUUAAGGAAUAGUAGAUUGCAUUUUUUAUAUAAUGCUUGAGCGGUAAAACAUAUACCUCAAAUCACUUAAAAUAGAAGUUACUAUGGCGAUUGUCUUAAAAUAGUACAUUAUUGGUUUUGUUUGUCAGGCUCUGGAUUAACCGCAUUCAACCACGGCGAAAGAUUCUGAGUGGUUUUGUUGAAAUCGAAUUUUCGUUUUGUUUAUCCUUUACUUUGAAUCAAUUCAUUUUGAUGCCGUUUCAUAAUAUUAGUCGUCGUCAAGCGUAGAAUUAUCGAUAAUAGCAAGAUAUCACCACGAUACACCCUAGUAAUGCGUCUAUGUCUGGUGAAUAUCUCUUAUGAACUUACACUGUAAUGGACACCUUCUCACUACCGUUAUACUGAAGCCUAGCAGCUAUUUGCUCAAAAAUUAGUAAUAAA
Anopheles funestus (African malaria mosquito) is the source of this 2421-nucleotide messenger RNA. RefSeq names its product RB-associated KRAB zinc finger protein-like. The transcript has 2 exons. Gene Ontology annotation, cellular component: nucleus. The record is from RefSeq and is a predicted model, not a curated record. Gene Ontology annotation, molecular function: zinc ion binding. Bases 210 to 1736 code for a protein of 508 amino acids. Lineage: Eukaryota; Metazoa; Arthropoda; Insecta; Diptera; Culicidae.